Cannabis sativa is the source of this 1715-nucleotide messenger RNA. RefSeq names its product ALA-interacting subunit 3. Gene Ontology annotation, cellular component: endoplasmic reticulum; Golgi apparatus; plasma membrane. The transcript is spliced from 8 exons. The record is from RefSeq and is a predicted model, not a curated record. NCBI's taxonomy places the organism in Eukaryota, Viridiplantae, Streptophyta, Magnoliopsida, Rosales, Cannabaceae. Bases 431 to 1477 code for a protein of 348 amino acids.
AACAUCUCUUACAAAAUAAAAUAAAUAAUAGUCUUUGUAAUUUCCGUCCUCUCUUCUCUCUUUCUUUUAUCUAAAUUAAAUUAAUUAAUUUCUUAUUUUACUUCUAGAAAAUUAGAGAGGCGGUGUCCGGCCGCCUAAAAGUCCUAACCUUGAAUAUAGAAAUGUAUAUAUAUUUGUUCUCAAAAGAAAAAGAAAAAGAAAAAGAAAAUAUAAUUUAAUUUAAUGGAAAUAGAAUAGGGGUAGAGAGAGAAAUUUAGAGAGAGAGCUUCCAAAGUCAAAACAAUCAAAUCCAUACCCGUUUUCCAUAACCUCAAAACCUCUCUCAUUCCCAAAUCCCAUCUUCGUCUUCGUCUUCAUUUGGGUCUGGAGGUGUUGUUUUGUGUUGUGGUUGGGUUUCAGAUCGAUUAAUUACAAAUAUCUGCCUUCUCUCAUGAGUUCCAAUACGGCAACUUCCAGCUCAGCGGCCGCUGGAUCGGCCGAUUCAUCUGCCACCCGAAGAAAUUCUAAGCGACCCAAAUAUUCAAGAUUUACUCAACAAGAACUUCCAGCAUGCAAGCCCAUUCUUACUCCAAGAUGGGUGAUUUCUGCCUUUAUGCUUGUUAGCAUUGUAUUCAUCCCCAUUGGAGUUGCGUCACUCUAUGCAUCACGCGAUGUGGUUGAAAUUGUUGACCGAUAUGAAACUGAGUGCAUACCUGAGCCUUUUAGAAAGAGUAAAGUUGAAUUCAUUCAGGGCCCUGGAACUAAAUUGUGCAACAGAACAAUAACGGUUCCGAAGCGUAUGAAGAAACCUAUAUAUAUCUAUUAUCAACUUGACAAUUUCUAUCAGAAUCACCGCAGGUAUGUCAAGAGCCGAAGUGAUAAACAGCUGAGAGAUAAUAGUGCGACUGAUGUAAGCUCUUGUAAGCCUGAAGAUAUUGCAAAUGGUCAGCAGAUUGUGCCUUGCGGUCUAAUUGCUUGGAGUUUGUUUAACGAUACCUAUAGUUUUUCCCGUGGAAACCAGCAGUUGGCAGUGAACAAAAAGGGUAUCUCGUGGAAGAGUGAUAGGGAACACAAGUUUGGUAAAGAUGUCUUUCCAAAGAACUUUCAGAAUGGAACUAUUAAAGGUGGCAAAACUCUUAAUGAUACGAUACCGUUGAGUGAGCAAGAAGACCUUAUUGUUUGGAUGCGAACUGCUGCUCUGCCAACCUUCAGAAAACUGUAUGGGAGAAUAGAGACAGAUCUGGAGGCUAAUGAAGUCAUUCAGGUGGUACUGGAAAACAACUACAAUACUUACAGUUUUGAUGGAAAGAAGAAGCUUGUGCUUUCCACUACUAGUUGGCUUGGUGGCAAAAAUGACUUCAUGGGUAUUGCAUACCUCACUGUUGGUGGGCUGUGCUUCUUUUUGGCUAUGGCUUUCACCAUUGUAUAUCUUAUUAAACCAAGACAACUAGGGGAUCCUUCGUAUUUAUCAUGGAACAGAAAUCCAGGAGGACACUAAGGUUGUGGAACCACCUAACAUGUUUGGCUUGGCGUGGCUCAAACAAAACAUGGUAUUUUAUAUGUAAUAUGUAAGUGACCCUUGAUGAAUAUGCAAUCAAGAAUCAUUUUGCUCUCUCUGACGCUGGAAUUGAUUAUUUUUAAUUUUUUUUUUCUCUUGUUUUGUAUGAAAUGAUAAUGACAGACAUUAAAAGCUUCCAUGUAUAAAUCCAGAAAUAGUAUUAAUUAAUUACUUCCAA